AUGGAAAAUAUCUCUGCAGAUACCGAGCUUAUGAAGCACUAUGUCGCGGCACAAGGCAUAGCAGAAACGGCUCGCCUGAUCGCGCUGCGAGAUGAGCACCACAACCUCAUGAUACUGGCUCUAGGUCACCUGUGGCGGGAUGAAAAAACGCAACUAUGUCGCUUCUAUUUGCUAAAGAAGGGCACCUCGGGCCUGUACGAGGAGUUCGAUCUGGGUGCGCAUCUUGCAUUACCCAGUGAUUACAAGGCGGCGGCCAUGCAGGCCGUUCAGGAUCCGACAACCAGUCAGGUUUAUCUGGCGCUGGCAAUUGAAAAGAGUAGCACUGAGGGACAGUUGUUCCUAUUGGAGCCUAUGAGUCCUCAGGAUCUCGUUCUCCCGUUCAGCAACCGAACGAUCCCAUUGACAUCGUCGAUGGGCCCAUCUGAGAAGACUCAGAUUGUGGACAUAUUCAUGGGACCGCCUACAAAAGGCAUUUAUCCUACCUUAUUGCUCACUUAUAAGCCUUUGAACCAGCUAGGAACAGUCGAUGUCAUGGCUGUGGUAGUUGACCGUAUCGCCGGCUCCACAUGGACUUUGCGAGUAGAAAAGCAGCUUUUGCCUUCCAAUGCCACCAAGAUUUUGGCUCUUCAGCCGCUUACAAUCGAAUGGAUGAGCGAUGACAACCCGGAGAAAGCUGUCAACACAGCAGCAAUAGCUUUCCUAUACGACGAGGGACCAGGCACUUACCUCAAUAUCAAGGCGCUGAACAAAAGGCGAUCGGUAUUUGUUCUCGAAUGUCCUAAAGAUUCGACGACCAUGGCUACUAUACCGCAGCAAAAUGGCUUUGCAGAUCUCCUCGUCGGAGGAGCAGAUCUGCACUACUUCCCCCACAGCAGUCUGACAAAAAGAAGAGCUGCUGGUCUGUCGCUGUCGAAACAUUCGACAACUCCGUUUGACUGCACCAACGGGCUUUUCGUGGCGCAUUCGCCCCUUGAUCAAAGCAUCUCCAUCUGGGGCGAGAGCGCGAGACGUGGCAUCAGCUACCUGAUCCCGGACUCACUCACAAACAAUACAAAGUCGCCCGUGUCCUUGAUUCCGGACGGGAAAGGUGGUAAUUUUACCGCGUUCAAGGCUGCAGAAGGACAAUUGGAGCAGUACGUCUACCACAGCGGAGAAAAGGAAGUGUCAGUAUUGGAGAUGAACGCGGUCAGCGGUUACUGGAACAGCGUGCCGCUUUUGAUCCGGAACAUGGAUCACGCGUCCGAGUUCCAAGCCCAUGUCACGCACGUGGUGGUCAUGGAUGGCAAAAAGAUGCCCCUUCCCAAUCAUCAGCUGCGACUGCACAGCGACAGCCGCACAUCCACGCUGGUGAAUGGCGUGGCUAGUGAGGUUGGACCCGGUGUCCAGGGGACAGAGGUGAAAACUGACUCAAGAGGAUGUCUCAGUAUCACGACUCCAUGUGACUCGUUAUUCUCCGAAGUCUUCACUUUGACAGACGUGAAAACAUCCAAAACCUGCACCGUUGACCCGAAUGUCAAGGCCAAGGAGGCAUUGCGACGGGUAUCGGACCCAGACGGGCUGCGAAAAGAUCCAAUGCUGCUGAAGCACAUCGGAAAUAGAGAAGAUGACAUCAAGGAAGUAUCGACCGCGAUAAAAUGUAUGAUGUCGGUGAUUGACGGAAAUGUUACCCCGCCAAGCGCUACCUACGUCGGGUCAGUACCACAUGACCAUCCGAUCGUCUUCAACAUCAUUGACAGUAUUACCGAACUGGGACGUCAAGCUUUGCAUUGGUUUCAUGAGAAAUUUGAAGCGGUCAAGAAUUGGCUCGUACGAAAGAUCAAAGACGGCUAUGAGUUUAUUCUACACGUCGGAGAGGCGGCAUACCGCUGGAUCGUGCGCACCGCUUCGGAGGCAUGGAACGGCAUCAAACUUCUUGUCAACAAGAUUCUCAAAUUCGGCAAGGAAGUUAUCGAGUGGAUUGGGUAUAUAUUCGAAUGGGGCGACAUUGUCAAGACGCACAACUCCGUGGCACACCUGGCGAGAUCGGCACUCAAAUGCGCACCCGACUACAUUGAGACGUUGAAGAAAAAAAGUGACGUUUUUCUAGCCCUGCUGAAAACGAAUAUAGGGAACUGGGGGCAUGAACCGGUCCCUGGCGACUUGCAGUUAUCCGCUCUCGACAAGCCUCCGCCGGGUCAGAACAACUCUACCGCGCUCACAUCGAGCAAAGUAAACUGGGCUGUCAAUCUGUUUCAUCACGGCGGUGCUCAGGGACUCAGCAUCGUGGGCGACAGCCGCUCCGUGGGCGAUGGGGGCGAUGCGAAGCUGCAGCAUUUCUUCGAUACAUUCCUGGCCAAAGCUGCCAAGGAUGGGGAGGCGAUUAUGUUGCAUCUCGGAGAGGCGCUCGUCAAGCUCUUUACGGCAGGAUCAUGGCCGCAGGUGGCGGCGAUUUUGAGGACGCUGUCUGCAGCAACCAUGAUGAGCAUCGUGGAUAUUAUCCAAACUUUGAUACAUGGAUUCUUGGAUGUGCUGGAGACAGUCAUACGCGAGUUUGCCGCGCUGAUUGACCACGAGAUCAGGAUCCCUGUCAUCUCUGCUCUCUACAAGUCAUGGACCGGAUCAACUUUGACAGUUUUGGACGGCUUGGCCCUCCUGGUCGCCUUUCCUACAACGAUACUACACAAAAUGAUCUACAAAAAGGCACCCGUGGAUGCGACCCAGGUGGACUACAAGACUAUGAUUGCUGGCCAGCAGUUCAACGACAGCGCUUACUCUCUGAAUUGCCUCAUGGGUGUGACACACAUGUUCUCGCAAGUCUUUAUGCAGAUUGUCGAUACAGUGAGUACGGUGAUCAGCGUGAGCUACGUUGACAUGGACGGCUCAUCCUCUGGGCGCAUAAGCGAGCGCCAUGGUCACAAAGGUACGCCGUCCGAGCUCGUGAGCAUAGGGCCUGCGGGAGGCAAAGGUCUGCCGUCCAAACUCUGGGACGAGUACGGUCGCCCAGUCAAGAAUGUUUUCUCGGUAAUUGGUGUAGUCUUCUCCGUUCCAUUUGUAAAGGCCUCCCACAUGGACCUGCGCUGGGCAUCCUGGGGCCUUGGUGUUGGCAAAGCGAGCUUGACGAUCCUCCUGCGCUACAUCGAGGCCGCCAUGAAGGAGAAGAUUUUUGCGGUGCUCGAGUGUCUGCUGGGAACGGCCAGCUUCGGCACCAUCUUGGCCGUCAAGGUGUUUGAGUACAAGGAGAACACUACGGCAGAGUCCAACAUGUGGACCACGCUUGACGUCAAUAUCGCGGUAUUGUCAGAGGCUGGAUUGAUUGUGGGCGAUAUCGGGCACUUUCUCCCGCCUGCUUCUCCCAGCCGAGCAACUGCCGAGGGCAUAUCACUAGGGCUUGACAUCGCCAGCUACAUUGUCAUCGGGUCGCAAUUGUGGGGUAAAGCAGCGAAGAAGCAUUACUAUGGAAUCAUAAACAUUUAG
Cordyceps militaris CM01 is the source of this 3453-nucleotide messenger RNA. RefSeq lists its product as uncharacterized. The transcript is spliced from 5 exons. NCBI's taxonomy places the organism in Eukaryota, Fungi, Ascomycota, Sordariomycetes, Hypocreales, Cordycipitaceae. The record is from RefSeq and is a predicted model, not a curated record. Bases 1 to 3453 code for a protein of 1150 amino acids.